AAAAAAAAUUUCUUAAACGAAGCUUUAAAAAUGCUUAAGGUUAAAAUAGAAAAUAAAGAAAAUGGCUCGAAAUUUCAUAAAGAUGCUCAUUUAGAUACUAAAUUAUCAGAUUUUCGCAAAGAACUUGAAGAAACUGAUGAGAUCAAUGACAAAUUAUCAUUUUCACAAAAAUUUGAUGAUGAUUUUGCUGUUGAAAUAUCACGUGUAAAUGAAGACGAUUUUAUGUUGAAAGAUUUCAUGGAAGAAUUCACUGAAGGUUCGAACGAAAUAGAUAUGUUUUUAGUAACAACAACUUACUGGAAGUUUUUGAAUAAAUUGAACCAAUUGGAUAGGGGGUGGAUGAUAACCUCAGAAGGGAUCGAAAGAGCGAAUAAACAAGCUCUUAUAUUGCAUUCUGCUAAAAUAGUAGAAGUUAACGCUGUUAACGCUGAAAAACAAGUUACAGUUUCAUAUAAAUAUGAAAAAGAUAUGAAACGAUUUUAUAUUACCGACAAGAAUGUACCAAAUUUCGCGGGACGGUCAAAAAAAAACGGCAAAAGUGCUUCACCUUCCAAAUAUACUGUAAAAUAUACUGUAUAUGAAAAAGCACGUUUUGAAAUUGAUAAAUUAAAAGCGAGCGUCGCUUUUAUCGAAGAGGUAAAAAACGCCAUAGAAGACGGAAAAAUAGAAAAAUUUGAAAAAAUUACUGAAAAAUAUGGUCAAUUCAUUCCUACUAAAAUUAUCCUUGGCGGUCUAAUAGAAAAUGAUGAGAAACAAUUGAAGUAUUGUAGAUAUUGGGAUUGCAUAGAAUUUCAAGAACAAAAGAGUGUAUUUCACUUUGUUGAUGCUGGUUUACGUAAAAAAAUAUAUUCGAUUUUUGGAAAAAAAAUUCUUUAUUCUCUUAUAACUAUCGAAAAAGAUGAUAGUGUUAAUGAUGAAAAUAUAGAUGAUAAUUAUAAAGUGAAUAAAAUUAAAUUACCAUCAGAAGUCUCAAACAUUAUUUCAAACAACGCCGACUGUUCUAUCUUUGCAACGGCUGUUGGUAUGAAUUAUUGUUAUCAUUGUCAAAUCCUUACUUCACCUGGUAAGGAACCAGAACUUAUGGUUCAUUGUCUUGAAGAAAGAAGUGAUGACACGGAAAUUUUAAUUAGAUGGAUAGUUAUCGGUUAUGAUACAUAUUUAAAACCCAACAUAAAAUUUGAAUCCAUGAAAUUAAAAGUCUUGAGAAAGGAUUAUAUGCCGUAUGAUGAAUGUAAUCAUAAGAUGUUUGAAUUAUUAGAUUCAUCGGACUAUUAUUGCGUAGGAAUUCCCGUUGUUGAUAAAAAGGAUUCAUUAAUUGGACAUUGUUUUUCUAACGAUUACAAAGAAUUAAAUACAUUUGCUUAUUCAUUAAGAGAAAAAAGAUGUGAGAGGCUACCCAAGUUUAGCUUCAAUGUACUUGCCAUACCAAAAAAAGAUACUACUUUAACAGAACAGAUUAAGUUGUUUGAGAAAGAUAUGAAUGACAGUAUUAUUACCGUUGGAAAGUAUUGUGAUAAUGAAUUUAAUGAAUUAAAUUUAAAAAAAUUUCCGAAAUUUAUUAGUAUAUGUUUAAAUAAAAGUGAGCAAAUUCUCUUGAAACAACGGUUAGCACAAAUUAAAGUUAAGUUCCUUGGUGAAAAUUCGCAGCGUGAUUUUAAAUGUUUAUUCUUGAUUCCAUUUGAAAGUGAUGAUGAUCUUACCACCGAGACUCUUGAUACCCUUAAGAAUUAUUAUGUCAAUUCACAUGGCAAACUAAAUGAAGUACUCUCAAAUGUCUCAAGCGGAGUACUCUCAAAUGUCACAAGCGGAGGGGUUAAAUUGAUCAAGAAACUUACACCACGCAGGAAUAGUAAGGAAACAAAUGGGAAACUAGAAACCAAAUGAGAAGUAGAUGAUAGUACGAAGAAGCCAAAUGAUAGUACGACAAACACUACGACGAACACUACGGCGGAACUACGGCGGAACCAAAUGAUAGCGGUAUGGUUAUUUUUAUCUAUACAGUAUAGUAAAUUAAUCUAUACCGCAGAUAUGAAUGAAUAUUUCUUAAUACCAUACCAUACUCAUAAUGCAAAUUAAUGCCGAUUUUGGACCACUAUAAAAAAUGGCGAAAUAUAUAUACUCAAUGAAAAAAUCGCAAUU
This is a messenger RNA of Rhizophagus irregularis DAOM 181602=DAOM 197198, 2139 nucleotides long. RefSeq lists its product as uncharacterized. The record is from RefSeq and is a predicted model, not a curated record. NCBI's taxonomy places the organism in Eukaryota, Fungi, Glomeromycota, Glomeromycetes, Glomerales, Glomeraceae.